Brassicogethes aeneus is the source of this 11625-nucleotide messenger RNA. The record is from the annotation of a GenBank genome assembly. NCBI's taxonomy places the organism in Eukaryota, Metazoa, Arthropoda, Insecta, Coleoptera, Nitidulidae.
AUGGAUGAGAAAAGUAAAAGAAGAAGUCGAAGCAUAACGGCAAACAAAUUCCGAACGUUUAGGGUUUCGAUCGAGCGACCGGUGGCUCUGGAUUUAUCGCGAGAAAUCACGAGACUGUUCGAUGUAAAUUACCGUAGAAAGCAGCGCAUUUCGGAGUACAUGUGCGAUUCCAUCCGUGCGACAAGACGUAGCGCCUUCAGAUCGAGUGAGCCGCGGCUGGCUCAGGGCCCGGCGCAUGCUGACGAGAUCAGGGAGCUCGCCGCAAACUGUCCCUCGACCGGCAUGUCUCGAUUUCAAGUGAGAGACAUUAAAAAGCAAAUUAACGGGCGCGGUCUCGAGGAAAAGUACCCACAGCUUCUAAUGGCCAUCAUGAGCGAGACCAAAGAAAAUUAUCUGAGAAUAACGCAUUUAGCAGGAGUGAAUAUGAAAGUUAAGCCGCCCGAUGCCGGCGAACGCUUCAUUAUAAAGCCUUUUAAGUAUUUAGGCAAAACAGAAAACUACCCGAACUAUCUGCUCGUCAAGCAGCAAUUAUCUCUUAAAUGGAUUCUUCAUAAACCCGUUAUACAAAAGUUAUUAAAGGAGUGUGUUGUAAAUUUGCCCUACGAGAUUUUAAAUUUAAAUUUGGACUCGGUGUUAACCAUAGAAGAUUUUAAGAUAACACUGUCGGAUAAAAUCGGCAAAGGGAAACAGUUGAUUCAGGAUUUUUACGUAAAAAUUUUAAACAUGAUCGAACGCUUCGGUGAGAGUAGCAUACCAUACUAUGGGGCAUGCACCGGAUUGCUAUCCGUACAUUUGAGUAGAACAAUGGCUCAUACAUUGCUACACAUUGUCAAUUUUACCACCAAUAAAGAUAUGAAGCCUUACUUAUUAAUGCAGGUAAAAUUUGACAGGAGAUUAAUUUUAACACCCACUCUGGAGGAUGUUAUUGAAGUCUACAGGGAGCUAUUUAAGAACAUUUCUCAACUCAUCACAAAAAUCAAGUCAAUUGACAACCCCAACAAACACUUAUCACUUUGUUUAACGGACGAGUUUUUACAGUCUUGCUUGAAAAAAAUCCAAAACAACAUAGAAACGCAAUAUAAACCAAUCCUGCAAUAUCUUGAAAAAUUCGACAAUAAAUUCUCAGUUUUGUAUCCCGACAUAUGCUCUGAUGCUCUGCUAAAUACAAUAGUAGACAUAGAUUUCGACUUUGGUUGUGCGAAACUUAAAUAUUACAAGCAAUACAUAGAUAAAGUGCAGUACAUACCGAACAAAGAAUACUUUUCUGGCGGCCAAGUAGACUUGGUGGAAUACAGGACGACUCUCUACACGAGCCUUAAAAAUAUAACAAACAACAUUUUCAAUAAGCUUCGCUCGCAGCACUAUUGGGAAACGAAUGAUAUCUGCGAAUCUUUCCAGCUAAUUUACAUGAGAUCGCUAAAGAAAACAGAAACCACCGAAGAACUAAUUGAAACCGGAAAAUUUAUGAUACAUGUAAAAGACGAGCUCCUGCAAAGUUUAAUCGAUAGGGUGCAUGCAUCCAUAGAAUUUCUUUCCAGAAUUAUUUUAUUGGGAAUUUUGUCGAAAGAACAUAUUAAAACAAACUCGAUGAUAGUAAAUUGGUUGGAUUUAAUUCCGCCCGCCAUCGAGCAACAUACGGCUGUUUACGAGCAACUUAAAUUCGAAGCUGAGGAAAAACUACAAAAAAUGAUUGAAGAUGUCAAUGAUGCUAUCCAAGAAGUGUUUCCCUUAUUGGUCGCUUUAGACGACAUGGAUAAUAUAUGCAAAGCCAAAAGCUACCUCAACAGCAUUGUGGUCUUCAUGAAGAAAAUACAAAAUGUGGAAGAACAAAUAUUUCUGAUAAACCAAGAAGAGGUUUGCUUAAGUUUCCCCAAGUCAAAUUAUGCAGAGUAUACAAACCUGAAGAACUACGUGUAUCCUUUCUAUCACCUUCUUAAGCUUUGCCUUGAUAUCCAAAGAAACUUAUCGGUGUGGCAGGAUGGCCAGUUCGAUAGACUAAACUAUGAAAUAACAAGUAAAUAUGUGGACAAGUACUAUAACGAACUUCUGGAUACCCAAAAGAGUUACAGGAAAAAACUUCGGCAAGCUCAAGACGACAAUAUCCCAGUUCGUUUUAAAGGCACCAUCGACGAUCCAGAUAUUCUCAAUUGGCCCGCGCCAUUAAAACUGUGCAAUCGAGCUAUUAAAAUGAUAGAGGAUUUUAAGCCUUCAAUAAGGGUGAUGAAAAUAAUGUGUAAUGGUGCUUUACAAUUAAGGCAUUGGAGAGCCAUGUCGGAGAUUGCAGGCUUUGAUAUGGCUCCCAAUGCAGGAACAACGCUAAGAAAAAUUAUGCAAUACGAUCUGCAAGGAAAUCUGGAUAAGUACGAGAUAAUAAGUUUGGGGGCCCAGAAGGAAAAAAUAUUGCUCGAGAGUCUCGAGCAGCUUAAAUUGGAAUGGGAAACUAUUAAGUUAAAUACCACGGUGAUCAAUGACAAGUUAGUUUUGGAUUCGCUAAAUCAGGUAUUUGAAGUUAUCGAUGAUCAUAACAUAAAAUUACUUCAAAUGAAAGCAUCGGUUUUCGUGCAGCCCUAUAAAAAACAAGUCGAGGAAUUUCAUGAAGUUGUUUUAGCAGUUAACUUGGUAUUGGAGAUAUGGCAGAAUUUUCAAUCGCAAUGGCUAAAGCUAAGUCAAAUGUUUUUGCUGGACAGUGUAAAUAAUUUUUUGCCGAGAGAGUUUAAAGUGUUUCAGGAAAUUAACAAAAUUUUCUGCCACUAUGUGGAUUUAAUAGAAAAGGAGCCGCUGGUAAUGCACGUUAUACGUAGCACAAACAUUCUAGAGGAAGUUAAAGUUUGUUUGGAUAAAUUAGAAACUGUAAAUGAAGGUGUAACUUGGUACUUGGAAAGUAUCAGACAUUAUUUCGCAAGGUUUUACUUUAUGCCCAACGAAAAUUUAAUCCAGAUGAUAUCCGAAUCGAAGUAUCCUUGUAAAAUACAACAAUAUCUGAGCAAAUUAUUCCAAAGCAUAAAUGAAUUAAAUAUAAAGGAGAACGAUAUUGUCGGAAUGACAAGUGUGGAGAAGGAAAAUAUUAAUUUUCUGGAAAAGAUCGACGUAACAAAAUCAAAAGGUAAUCUCGAGAAGUGGCUGUUCCAAACUGAAAAACAAAUGGUUGAAACUUUAAGAUCCAUGCUUAUAGAAUGCAGAAAAUAUUGUAAGAAAGAUACUUUCGCGGAAUUGUUUCGAAGAUGGCCUGAACAAAUACAGCAGCUACACACGCAAGUUUUAUUUACAGAAGCAAUGGAGAAUGCUUUAGUGGGAAGCAAAAUUAGGUUGCGGCUAUAUUUAAAAAAAGUCGAGAACGCUAUACAGGAAAAAAUAAAAAUGUUAAACAAUGGAGCGUUGAGUAAUUUGGAGCGAAAUAAGUUAAAGAACUUGAUAAUUACGGAUAUAAAUAAUAAGGGUGUAGUUAAGCUGUUGCUGGAGAAUAAUGUGAGUCGUGGCAAUGAUUUUAAUUGGGAAAUGCAAUUAAAAUAUUACCAACAAAGUGAGAAGUGUUACGUUAGAACCCUGAAAUGCACGAUCAAUUAUUUAUUCGAAUAUCAAGGCAAUCUGAAGCAAAUUAUUAUAACUCCAUUAACAGAUCGAUGUUUUAGAUCCCUAAUUAAUGCAAAUUGCUUACACCUCAACGCUUUAAUACAAGGUGCCGCCGAAACGGGCAAGACUGAGACGGUAAAAAGUUUGGCCAAAGCUUUCGCUGUAUUGAUCAUAACCUUUAACUGUUCCGAAUGCUUUAAUUAUCAAACGAUUGAAAAGUUCCUAAAAGGUGCCGCCAUGUGUGGCUCAUGGCUGUGCAUUAAAAAAAUUAAUUUGGUGCGAAGCGAAAUUUUGUCGAUUGUUUAUCAGGACGUUUUAGCGAUUGCAACGUCAAUUAAGAGCAAAUUGCUUCGCGUCGCACUACAGGGAAAUGUAAUAAACGUGAACCCCUCGUGUUUUGUGUCUAUGACGGUCGACAUCAACAAAUCAACGAGCCAUUUUCCAGAAAACUUCAAGCUGCUAUUUAGAUGUAUUACGAUGACUAUGCCCGAUCUUGGAAUUAUCACUCAAGUGGGAUUGCAUUCACUUGGUUUUCUGCACGCUCCCCAACUGUCAAACAAGAUUAAUACAUCUUUUAAGAUUUUUAACGACUACUUCUUCAGUGAAAAAUCACAAAACUUCGGACUUGACUGUAUUAAACUACUACUAAAAUGCUGCGAAACUUUCAAACUGAAUCACCCCGAGCUGGAUGAAGAAGGUGUUGUUCUUAAUUCAAUUAAGAAACUCAUUACCCCAAGAAUUUUAAAUACGGAUCUUAGUAUUUUAUGUAAUACCCUUGGGGACUUAUUUCCUUUAAACACUACACUGGAUAACAAUAACCAACAUCUUAACGAUGCUAUUACGAAAACUUGUCAGCUCCUUAACCUUAUUCCAAACGAUUUACUCCGCUCGAAGAUAAUUGAAAUGCACGAAUAUGUCAAAAUAAAACACGGAAUUAUCAUUACGGGAAAUACGUUCAGCGGUAAAACCACCAUACUAAAAAUUUGCGGACAAAUAGCCGAGUCGCAAAUUAUUUGCAGUUUUAUCAACCCGAAAACCCUAAACUAUCAACAACUAUUCGGUACAUUUUGCCCUUUAUCCCAUAAAUGGUCCGAUGGAGUCGUAACAAAGAUUUUAAAGUACAGCAAUAAAGAAUCCAAAGCACGAUGGUUAAUAUUUGACGGAAACAUCGAUUCCGCUUGGAUUGAUAAUAUUAAUAAUCUAUUAGAAAAUGAAAAAACCUAUUAUAUCUCAUCAGGAGAAACUAUUAACCUUAAUAACAACCAAUCGAUAUUAUUUGAAGUUAAAGACCUCAGCACCGCUUCUCCCACCACCAUUUCGCGUUGCGGCGUUGUUCACGUUGACUCAACCGCUGUUACCUGGAAAUGCAUUGUGGACACGUGGUCAUCUGCUUAUAAUUCAGACUACCUAAAAAAUCACAAAGAAUAUAUCAAAGACUUGUUUUACUGGAUAUGCACGGCUUCAAUACCCUUCCUGGAAAGGAAUUGUCGACAGCUUUGUUAUCCAGGCGUUUUAAGUCAAGUCAAAACAACACUCAAUUUAACGCAAAUAUUUUUGGAAGAAGCCCUAUCAAAGGAUCACGAUUUGAAAAACAUUAUAUCCUGGAUACAAGCAACAAUACUUCAAACUGGAGUGUGGGGAAUGGGAGGGAUUUUAGAUGUACAAUCAAGGUUAAAGUUCGACGAAUUUUACAAGCUCUUAUGGAGGGGCCAAAAUAAAGACCAUCCCUACCCACAAGGCAUGGACAAACUAGAAGUCACCAUACCGCAAGAAGGCAUCCUCUUCGACUACACCUACAUAUACAAACAAAGAGGAAACUGGAAAUUAUGGGUCGACAUAUUGAAAACGCAGAAAUUGGUGGAAUAUCCGUACAUGAUGAAUUUCAUUGUGCCAACAAUCGAAACAAUCCGCUAUAGUAACAUAAUAAAUUUACACGUAAAAUACAAACAAAACGUAUUGUUAAUCGGCCCUUCAGGCACAGGAAAAACCAUUGUGGUCGAAGAUUGUUUAAUCAAUAGAAUCAAUCCAACCCAAACGCAUAUUUCCAGGGUCGCUUUCAACGUUAAUUUAACUGCCCGUGAAAUUCAAUCGCUAAUAUUAUCGAAAUUAAAUAAGAGAAAAUCCGGCUUUUAUAGCCCACCUGGCGGAAAAGAUUGUUUGAUAUUUUUGGAGGAUUUAAAUGCGUCCCAGAAAGAUGAGCAUGGUGUUGUGCCAGUUAUAGAAUUAUUGCGACAACAUUUAGAUCAUAAUGUUUGGUAUGACGUUAAAACCCUAAACGAAAUUUAUCUGAAAAAUGUCAAGUUUAUAGCAAAACUGGGAAUUCCCGGUGGCUAUAAACAAGAGUUAUCAUCAAGAUUCCUAAGACACUUUUGCGUUUACUCGGUUAAUCAUUUUUCCUGCGAUACUAUAUCGAAAAUAUACUCAUCAAUUCUGCAAUACACGUGGAAAAAAGCUAACUUUCCCAGCGACACUAUGAAUAUGGUUAAUCACUUAACGCAAGCCACUUUACACGUUUAUCAACAAGUUAAACAACACUUUAAGCCAAAUAUCAACCAACCACAUUACGUUUUUGAUCUAAGAGAUUUCUCAAGAAUAAUAAAAUCCUGUUUGUUUCUCAAAAAAGAGACUUAUGACAGCAACAAAAAAAUAUACAUGAAACUUUGGACUCACGAAGUCUUAAGAACCUUUGGAGACAGGCUCAACUCCAAAGAAGAUAAACAAUGGUUAUUUGAAAAUAUUAAACAUUGCUUUAACACUUAUUUUGAAGAAAGUAUAAAUGAUAUUUGCGAGAAUUUGCCUAAAUACGACGAGGAAGUAACUAUGAGUUCCUUGAAUAAUCUAUUAUUUGGAUUUAGCGAUGAAAAAGACAAUGACAACAACCACAAAUACGAUGAAAUCAUUAAUGUUGCCACUCUAUUGGACAUUGUCAACAAUGUAUUGGUGGAAUAUAAUAACGCAAACAAAUUUAAACUGGAUAUAAACGUAUUCGAGGACUCGCUCAUAAGGCUACUAAAACUGAACAGAGUUCUUAAGACAAAUCCCGGAAACGCUUUAUUACUCGGCAUAAGUGGUUCCAGCAGAUUAAGCCUGUCAAAACUGGCAAGCUUCAUGUGCAAUAUAAAGGUAAUCCAGCCUAAAAUAACUUCAAGCUACAAUUUAAACGACUGGAACAAUGAUGUAAAGGCUGCGUUAAGAGAGACUGGCGGAUUUGGUAACCAAGUGCUUUUUAUAGUGCGCGAGUAUGAUCUUCUGGAUGAUCAAUAUUUUGAUAAUAUUAAUUAUUUGUUGAAGGAGAGCGAAAUCCCCACGCUAUAUAGCCCCGAGGAGAGACAGGAUAUAUUGGAAUUGGUUAGAUUAUCGGCACAAGAUGGCAAUAGAAAUGUUGACAUAAGCUCCACUUCGGUUUUUAUGUUCUUUCAUAAACGAUGUAUUAUGAAUUUGCACAUAUUUUUAUGCCUUAGUCCUGUUGGAACAGCAUUAAAUAAAAGACUCAGUAUGUAUCCCUAUCUUACAAACUGUAACGUAAUCUGGUGGGACGAUUGGCCAGAUCGAUAUUUUCAAAGUAUUGCAACCGUAUACCUAAAGGAAGUAAACUUGCUGGAUGAUGUAAAGCAUAGUUUGUUGGACGCGUUUAUUUUCUUUCACAGAAACGUUCAAGAAAAAUCUAAAACGGUGUUGAAAUUUCGUAGAAAACUCUACAUAACCACUUCGCAUUACACGCACAUGAUAAGGUUGUUCGUGGAAUUAAUAAACCAAAAACAGACCAGCCUUCUGGACACCAAAAAACGAUACACUUUGGGCUUAAACAAACUAUCCUUUGCCGCAGACCAAAUUUUAGAAAUGCAAAAAUCCUUGGCCGAAUAUCAACCUCAAGUGGAGGAGAUGACUCAAAAGGCCAUCGAAAUGACUAAACAAAUAGCCUUGGAGACGAUAGAAGUCGAAAGAGCGUCAGCUCUAGUGAGAACCGAUGAAAAAGUGGCACACAAACAGGCCGAGGUGGCCCAAGUUCUUAAAUCCGAAUGCGAAGUCGAGUUGGCUCAGGCAAUCCCAAUUUUGGAGGAUGCCAUUUCGGCCUUGAACACCCUCAAGCCAUCGGAUAUAACGUUGGUUAAGUCCAUGAAAAAUCCGCCGGAUGCCAUAAAGCUGGUAAUGGCGGCUGUUUGUGUGAUUAAAGAUGUCAAACCUGACCGAAUACCUGACCCGUCCACGGGACGAAAAACUUUGGACUAUUGGGGGCCUAGCAAAAGAAUCCUAGGCGAUAUGAAUUUUCUGCAAACCUUAAAAGAUUUCGAUAAGGAUAAUAUUAGGCCGGAAAUCAUGGUUAAAAUUCGGAAGGAUUAUUUGCCUCAUAAGGAUUUUAAGCCGCAUGUUGUUGCAAAAGCGUCCAGUGCCGCUGAGGGUCUCUGCAAAUGGAUUAUAGCCAUGGAUAUGUAUGAUAAAGUAGCUAAGGAGGUGGCGCCAAAAAAGGAAAAACUUGAAAAGGCUGAGAAAGAAUAUGCUGAAACUAUGAGAGUUUUAAACGAAAAGAAGGAUGAGGUGGCUAGAAUUGAGGGCAAGUUGGCAUCGCUGAAUCAAUUAUUGUGCGAGGCCAGGGAAAAACAACAAAAGUUACAAAAAGAAGUCGAUCUUUGCAAGAAGAAGUUAAUAAAAGCACAAAACCUGAUAGGGGGGUUAAGCGGUGAGAAAGUUCGCUGGACUGAAAUAUCGGAAAAAUUGCAAAGUCACUUUGACUGUCUGACAGGCGAUAUAAUGUUAUCAAGUGCUUGUAUAUCAUAUUUAUCUGGUUUUAUAAAGCAGGAAAGGGCGGAAAUAGUUAAAGCAUGGUUUGAUUAUGUCGUUGAAAAAAAAAUUUCUUCCAACGAAGUUUUUUCUAUAAGGGACAUUCUUGGUUCUGAGGAAGAGGUGGAAAAAUAUUUACACAUGGAAAUGUUCAAUGAUUCCAUAUUUAUUGAAAAUGCACUUAUAGUGAGUCAUACAAAAUUUUAUUGUUUAUUUAUAGAUCCUCAGUACAGAGGUAGCGCUUUUGUAAAAAAUAUAGAAAAAAGUAACAAUUUAGUCGUAACAAAACUUACAGAAAAUUAUUAUGAAAAAAUUAUUGAAUGCAUGCAAUCCGGACGACCUAUUUUGCUACAAAAUAUAGGCCAUAAUAUUCCAUACAGACUUAUUCCAUUCAUAAAUAAGCAAAUCAUAACCGAGGAUAACAAUACAUAUUACUAUAUAAACGACUUAAAAUUGAAAUACCACCGAAACUUUAGAUUCUACUUAUUUACGAAUAAAGCGAAUCCUCAUUAUUUCCCGGAAAUAUGGAAUAAAUUCACAAUCAUUAAUUUCCAUAUAACAAAAGCAGCUCUAACUGAUCAUCUGCUUAAUGUAGUUGUUGAAAUUGAAAAACCCGAAUUUAAAAGUCUCAAAAUUGAUUUGACCAAGAAAAUGAGAAAAAACAAGGCUGAGAUUAAAGAAUUAGAGAAGAAAAUCUUGUACACUUUAACGGAAUCUGAGACGGACAUUUUGGAAGAUGAAGGUUCGAUAAAAAUAUUGCACGAGUCAAAGGAUUUGGCUAAGAUUAUAAGGCUUAAGCAAGAGGCGUCCAAGAAAUUGCAUUUGCCCAUAAUAGAGUUUCAGAAGGAUUAUUUCGACGUUGCCAAUCAUGCUUGUUCCAUGUAUUAUUGUAUUAAUGACUUGCAUUGCGUCAACUAUUUAUAUCAGUUUUCAUUGAAGUGGUUUAUGGAUGUCUAUUUUAACUCUAUUUUGAAGUCUAGUAUAUCCAGGGUGGUUGAGGAGAGGAGGGCAAAUUUAAAGGAUACGUUGACUUAUAGUUUAUUUUCGAAUGCUUCGGAAUCUUUGCAUAAUAAGGAUAAAAUUCUGUUGGCCUUCUUGAUAACCUGCAGGAUUAUGCUUAGUGACAAUGAGAUAACCAAAGAGGAAUAUUUGUUUUUUAUUUGUGGUAAAUGUGAGAUAAAAUUGCAGGUGGAAAAUCCUGUGAGCAACCACAUUGCUGAUGAUAAAUGGAACAAUGUUUGCCAUUUAUACAUAUUACCGAUAUUCCAGGAUUUUACAGAAAAUAUCAUAGAAAAUAUAUGCGACUGGAAUAAUUUUUUAACUAAUCAAAAUCCUUUUGCCAGUAAAAUACCACAUAAAUGGGAAAAUAAACUCACUUCUUUCCACAAGCUAAUCCUAAUAAAUUUACUGAGACCUGAGAAAUUAUAUGACGCCAUCCCAAUGUUCAUAUCAAAUAAAAUUGGCGAUAAGUUUAUUCAUCCCCAAAAAUUCGAUAUUAAUGAAGUUUACAACAAAUCUUACAGUAUACAGCCUGUCAUAUUUUUACUGACAACCGGCGUCAAUCCUUUAAAUGAUCUACACAAACUGGUGGCGCAGAAAAGGUACACAAAUAAAUUCCACGCGAUGUCAAUGGGUUCGAAGGACUUUAACGCAGCUACCGAACUAUUGGAAAACGCCAAGAGCCGAGGUUCUUGGGUAUUCCUACAAAACUGCCAUUACGCGAAAAAAUGGCUGAUUAAGGCGGAAUCGAUUGUCGAGAACAUGGAUUAUCAAAACACUCAUGAAAAUUUUCGUUUGUGGUUAAGUUUCGAGCCAUUCCCUGAAAUUUCCGCAACACUACUUCAGAACUCUAUUAAAAUAAUCAACGAGCCGCCGCAAACACUCAAACAAAAACUUCUGAAGUUAUAUAAUGAAGAGCCUAUUUGUAACGAGGAGUUUUAUAGAGGUUGUCCAGGGAAGCAUACUGCUUUCGCGCGUUUAUUGUACGGGCUGACCUUUUUUCACUGCAACGUACAGGCAAGGCAGAAAUUACUUUCUCCCAGCGUUCCCUAUUUAUUCAACGACAAUGAUUACCUAGUGUCAACACAGCAAUUGCAAGCCAUAAUAAACGAGGAAACAUUCACAUAUAGAAAAUUAAUUUACAUUAUAGGAGGCAUUAAUUACGGGGGUUACAUUGCGAGCCAGUACGGCAAGGAGUUGCUCGCUGUUUUAUUAAAAGAGUGCCUCAAUAAGACUGUGGUUCAGAAAAGCACUUUCUUGUUUAACAACGUGGUCAAUUACGGUUUACCCAAUAAGAAUGACCACCAGGACUUCGUACAAUACAUUGAAAACCUGCCCGUCAACGAUACCCCUGAGAUUUUUGGACUUCACCCAAAUUCGGAUCUUAGAAGAGGUUUACUGUACAAGUCGGAAUUUUUAACGUCCUUACUUACCGCGGCCAGAUUAAAUCAUAAAAAUAAGGUGGAGGGAAAUGAAACAAUAAUUUGUUGUAUGACCGGCGAUGUGCUGAACUAUCUUCCUAUGUUUAUCGAUGACAUCGAAAUGGACGUGCGUGAUUGCAGAUUUUACGUAAUUAAAAAGGAAAUCCGGUUAUUGAAUCUGAUUUUAAAAACAGUCAAAAGCAAUCUGAAAUUAAUUCAGGGCGUAUUGAACGGGAGCUCGCAACUAAACAAAGAAGUAAAUGACGCAAUGGAAGCCAUGUUAAACAACGAAAUACCAAAAGUUUGGCUUGCCGGAACUAAUGAUGUUUAUGGUAAUAAUUUGCCCAUAUUCAUAAAAUCCAUUACAAACAAGUUUAAUUACUUCAAAUUGUUAAUAGAAAGCCAUGGGGAUCUGGAUGAGCACUUGAUAUCAGCUUAUUUCAACCCAAAAGGAUUAGUUUGGGCCAUUCAAAUGAACUACUCCAAAGAACACAGCAUAUCUCUGGAAAACGUUGUAAUAGAGCAUGCGUUUUCGGAUGAAAAAAUUAACAGGGACUCGCUAAAAAUGUCGCCCUUGUAUAUCAUGAAUGCAUUAUGGAAUAAAGAAACCAAUCUUUUGAUAGAAAACACUACCAAAGAGUUGUACACUUUGACGCCCCCCAUAAUAUUCAAACCAAUUUUAAAGGACAAAAGUCGCAAAUACAAUCAAUUUAAAUGCCAGCUUUAUUAUAGGCAGACAAUUAAACCAAUCUUCGAAAAAAAUAACAACUACAUUAUGUCAAUAUUUCUUAAUACCGAUGUAAAUCGCAGCCAGUGGAUUAAAAAGGGCGUUGUUUUGUAUUGCGAAGUUGAUUAA